Molecule: messenger RNA, 2770 nt
Organism: Epinephelus moara (kelp grouper)
Lineage: Eukaryota; Metazoa; Chordata; Actinopteri; Perciformes; Serranidae
Gene: rgs14b
Product: regulator of G protein signaling 14b
Exons: 15
Coding region: 152-1894 (580 amino acids)
Biological process (GO): signal transduction
Molecular function (GO): GTPase activator activity
Source: RefSeq, a predicted model, not a curated record
UGAGUUCUUGAGUGUGUGUGUGUCUGUGUGUGUGUGUGUGUGUGUGUGUGUGAAGAGUGUGUUGGGUGUUGGGUGGAGCACUUUACUGUGUCCCCUGACAGUGUGCACAUCGCAUAAAAACUUCAGCUUGUAGUCUGGUGUCUGAGCCACCAUGGCGAAGAACUGCAACGCUCUAGGGAUUCCUGUUGGCCACUUGAGCCAGGCAGUGUCAGACGGAGAGUUGAACAUGUCUGCUCGUGGCUGUGGAGGCAGCAGCUCCAGUCUUCCAGGGACUCCCGGCGGAGACGUCACCCCAGCCAACAGUGUGCUGAGCUGGGCUGUCUCAUUUGAGAAGCUGCUGGAGGACCCCUGCGGCGUCCGCCACUUUACGACCUUCUUGAUGUCCGAGGUGAGCGCGGAGAACAUUUUAUUUUGGCAGGCUUGUGAAAAAUUCAGGAUGAUCCCAGCCAGCUCCUUGAAUGAGCUGAAAGUGUCAGCUCGCUCCAUCUACAACACCUACCUGUCUGACAGCGCUCCCUACUCAGUCAACAUCGAUGACACAGCCAAGACAGAGGAGAAGGACCUGGAACAGCCCACACCUGACAUGUUUAACAAGGCUCAAGCACAGAUAUUUAAACUGAUGAAGAUGGACAGCUACAGGCGCUUUGUGCGCUCUCCUCUCUAUCAGAGCUGCACCUUGGCAAGUGUAGAAGGUAAACCUCUAUCUCAGCUCUCUAAAGGGCCGGCUCGCAUGGGAUCCUGGGAGGACAUGGCUACCAGAAGCCCCUUCAAUGAUAAAAAGAACAAGUUGGACUCCAACAGCUUGCCAGGUGGCAAGAGUGCCUCGGAGAAACAGCGGCAGAAAAGAGGAUCCUGGGGAGAUGCAUCCGACAUCCAUGGUUCGGUCUCCCGGAAAGAUUCCCACAUGUCCGUCAAGUCAAGCAGCAGCGUGGAGCUCGGCUCCCUCCACAGGCAGGUGGAGAACGGCAGAUCAACUCCAGAGCAGGGUGGUGGUGGUGGAGGUGGGAGUCGAAUAGGAGUGGAGGGGGGCUACUGCUGUGUAUACCUACCCGAUGGCACUGCCUCCCUGGCCCCAACACGUAAUGGCCAACCCAUCAAAGACAUGCUGGCUAGCCUGUGUGAGAAGAGAGGCUUCCCGCUGAAAGAUGUCGUCAUCUACCUUCACGGCAAGGACAAGCCCUUAUCGCUGGACCAGGACUGCUCCGUACUGAGAGAUCAGCAGGUCUCUCUGGAGCUCAGGGUGAUGUUUGCGCUGGAGAUUGCCUUCACUGGUAAGACGGUGGGGAUCAUGGUGAAGUCCAGUAAGACGCUGCAGGACACACUCUCUGCCGUGCUGCAGAAACAUCACCUCAAGCCACAAGAGGCUAUGGUCACCAUGGUUGGAAGCGACGAGCCCGUGAACAUGACGGGCCCUGUGUUCAGACUGGCCAAUAAGACGCUACGGCUCGACAAAACUAAAGGAAAAGACCAGACCAACAUUUCCAAAGGCAGCGGGUCUGCUGCAGCCACACAGGCAGGAGCAGCGAGCGCAGGCGGAGUGGAGGCCCGAUCAGUGCUUCAGACAGACAAAGCCAAGACUCAGCACAAGCCCAGUAAGAACCGCGACAUGGAGGUGUUUCUGGACAUGCUGACGAGGGCUCAGGGCUGCAGGGUUGAUGACCAGCGAGGCCUUUUGACCAAAGAGCAGCUGGAGCUGCCUCUGUUCCUGCAGCUGCCCUCAGACCGGGGACAGGACACAGAGCCAGGUGAACCUGGUACAACCAGCUCCUCCUCUGCAGACUCCAGAGAGGACAAUGUGAAAGAAGAAGAGACGUCGAGUUCAGGUGGUGCAACGGCGGAAACCUCGAACUCUGCUGAGCCUGAGGCCAAAAACUUACGGGAAACAGCAGUUUGAAAGACUUGUGUGUGUGUGUGUGUGUGUGUGUGUGUGUGUGUGUGUGUGUGUGUGUGUGUGGGAUGGACAAUAUCAGAAACUACGGCAAACAUCUUGCAAUAUCAUGUGACCAUCAUGUCAAAAGAUGGGAAAAAUGGUCAAGCACUUUUUAUAACUGUUUACAAAUAAGCUCUGAGACAGCAGUGUGGUAUCAUCUCUCCUGAUAACUUCCUCUUGAGGCAAUAUGAAAGACGAAGAAGAAGAAGAAAGAUCAUGGCAAACAUUUAUAGUGUCAUUUCAAAACACUACAGGUUAAUUGGAAGAAAGUUUGCCAUGAAUUGUUUAAUGUAUCAAAAAUGUUUGAGAAGAAGUUUCAGUUCAACAUUUCAGCCUGAAGCCAGUGUGUUUGCUCGAGUGUUUCCUGACGGAUUAAUGUUGUACAGUUUGUAGAUUACUUUGCUUUAAUUUCUCACAGUCUCACAUUUCAGGCUUUUCUUUGAACUCUAAGCAAAGACAUGUUUCUGCACAGGACUGUCCAGAAGGGCGUAUUGAAGUGUGUUGCACUUUUUUUUCUCUUUAUUCAAAUUAAGAUUAUUGAAUAUUUUACUGAGAUGAGUUUUAAAUAUUUUAAAUUAGCAGUGUUCAUUUUGUGUGCUUACUUAAUGUUUUCAAAUGGGUUGUUUUUUUGUGGUACUUCUGCAUCUUGUUUGCUGUGAUGGCACUUUGAGAAGCCCUGGUCAAGUCCUGUUUUCCCUUCUCACCUCAGACUACAUCUCAGGGUCCAGAUCAUGAAUUAGUAAUCUGAUAUUACAGGGAAUGAAUCAGAUGAUGUGAUCAUCAGAAAAUAUCCCACAGGGUGUGUCCAAAGAAUUAAAGUGUUUUCAUGAUGAAAUGUGA